Pelobates cultripes (western spadefoot toad) is the source of this 483-nucleotide messenger RNA. The record is from the annotation of a GenBank genome assembly. NCBI's taxonomy places the organism in Eukaryota, Metazoa, Chordata, Amphibia, Anura, Pelobatidae.
AUGCCUCUGGAUGGGUGGUACAGAAUCCCCAAACCAAACACAGGCACCCAGGGCACUAGCAGGGAUACAAUUGUCCGUUUCCAGCAAAGUCGGGAACGACUGGCCUUCAUGGCGGCCAUCCGCAACAGGUCACCUUAUCAAUUUGAGGAACACUCCUUACCAUUCUUCCCAAACCUGUCCAGAGCCACCCUGGAAUGGCGACGCUCUCCGUGCCCUCUAACAAAGGAGCUCCUCGCCCACACAAUACCAUACCGCUGGGGAACGCCAAGAAGCCUAAUCAUCCAGAAGGACAAUGGCGACCUGAAAGUCACUACCACUGACGAAAUCCCUGACGCUAUACGGGCCCUAGGGCUGUCCACGCAGGUAGCCACAGAGCUGACUCAGCCACCACCUUCAACAUCAGCUUGCUGGGAUCCCGCAAAGGUUCGUCCGAUCGUUCCUGCGGCUCAGAGGGGAGAUCCGUUGGCAGCUCUGGGAUCCUGA